Messenger RNA from Phytophthora sojae, 918 nucleotides. RefSeq lists its product as hypothetical. Gene Ontology annotation, biological process: purine nucleobase catabolic process; urate catabolic process. The record is from RefSeq and is a predicted model, not a curated record. The transcript is spliced from 3 exons. Bases 1 to 918 code for a protein of 305 amino acids. NCBI's taxonomy places the organism in Eukaryota, Oomycota, Peronosporomycetes, Peronosporales, Peronosporaceae. Gene Ontology annotation, molecular function: urate oxidase activity. Gene Ontology annotation, cellular component: peroxisome.
AUGGUCGUCAAACUCCUGCAGCACGAGCACGGCAAGGGCCGCGUGCGCCUGCUCAAGGUGACGCGCACGCCCGAGAAGCACUCGGUGGUGCAGCUGGAGGCGCAGGUGCUGCUGGAGGGCGCGCCCGCCGCCAGCGCCUACUACGACGGCGACAACGGCCACGUGCUGCCCACCGACUCGGUCAAGAACACGGUCUGGGUGCUGGCCAAGAAGCACGAGUUCGCGUCGCUCGAGGACUUUGGCGUCAUCCUGGCCACGCACUUUGUCACCAAGCACCCGGACAUGAUCAGCGUGGCCAAGGUGAAGCUCUUCGAGACGCCGUGGGAGCGGCUCGUGGUGCCGGACUCCAAGGGCCAGACGCGCGCGCACCACCACGCCUUCGUGAGCGCCGGCGCGGGCUUCUCCACCGCCUAUGUGGUGGCUCGCAAGUCAUCGCGCGGAGCCCCCGAGGUGACCGUGCAGGGCGGCGUGGACGGCCUCAAGGUGCUCAAGACCACGCAGAGCUCCUUCGUCGACUUCUUCCGCGACGAGUACACGACGCUGCCGGACGUGCCCGACCGCCUCGUCAGCACGUGCGUCACGGCCGCGUGGAGCUACACGCCCGGCGCCGGAGACUUCGCCUCCAGGGCGGCGGAGAUCAAGCGCGUGCUGCUCGAGACGUUCGCGGGCCCGGCGGACGUGGGCGUGCCGAGCCCCGCCGUGCAGUUCACGCUCUACAAGAUGGGCGAGGCCGUGCUGGAGGCGUGCCCGUACGUCAAGGACAUCAAGAUCACCAUGCCCAACAUCCACAACAACCCCAUCGACCUCUCGCGCUUCGGCUGCAAGAACAUCCACCCGCACGGCGAGGUCUUCCUGCCCAUCGACGAGCCGCACGGCAUCAUUUCGGCCACGAUGGUGCGCUCGACCUCCAAGCUCUAG